Messenger RNA from Lindgomyces ingoldianus, 1062 nucleotides. RefSeq lists its product as uncharacterized. Bases 37 to 1062 code for a protein of 341 amino acids. The transcript has a single exon. The record is from RefSeq and is a predicted model, not a curated record. Lineage: Eukaryota; Fungi; Ascomycota; Dothideomycetes; Pleosporales; Lindgomycetaceae.
CUUCAACAGCCCCAGCUCUUCCCUACAAUCACAAAAAUGGCGGCGCCUCAGGUAACCACUCACCUUCAGCGGAUUCUUUGCACGUCUUGGGCUACGAAUCCGCUCCUCCACCCGCUCCUCCAAACCGCCCGAAGCCAACCCAGUAGAAUCGAUUCACUACUCCGUCCCCACCUCCACGAACACCAUUUUCCGCAAGAACUCGAAGUCUACAUAACAGAUUAUGUUAAUAUCACCAUAACGCCGGGGCUCUAUGGAGACGAAACACCUCACCGUCCACCGUGGUACUACGCGAACAGCCUCCUCUAUGGCAUGCUAUUAGGACGAGCAUAUACGCUACUUUCCACUCCAGUCCGUCCGCCGAAGUCGUUGUCCAGUCUGUCCGACUUCCCAUUCCCUAAACUUCCCGCCGAAUUGCGAUUACAAAUAUACGAGUACUACAAGGAAGUUUCAGCGCAGAGGCAGCGGUACUGGGUCAUCAUGACGCGCAUCUUCCUCAAGGCACUCUGGUCUGGAUAUGAACCCGAGGAGGGCUCGCGAUAUAUUACAGGAAUCCUACUGCUCACAUGCGGCCAUGCUCUUUCAUCUACCGCGCCACUUCUCCGCGGCCAUGGCAGGAGCUGGAUAUGGUGGGACGACCGAAUCAAAGACCCUGAGCACACCUGGGGUUGGCAAGAGCUCCUUGAAGCCAUCAUGAAAACAUCUGAGCUUCCGCGCCACAAUACGGACAUAAAGAAGCUGAGGAAGAGGUGGGAAGAAGCCCGUCAGAUUGGCUUUUCCUCGUAUUGGGGGUUCUCGGAAGGGCCUGGUAGGGACCUCGAAUCGUUACAUAAGCAUUACGAGUAUGUGUCGAAGGAAGUUUUGGAAGUUAUGGAUUUGGCACGCGAGCAUCUGAGGACGGAUGAACGGGAUUGGACACCUCCAGAGAUCACCACCAAGUUCUUUAACCAGCUAUUUGAAGGGAAUGAGGAGGGCAAACGUGUGUGGCAAGCCACUGGAAUAGUCCCUGAUGCGCUGGAAGUGCAGUCUGAAGAGGAUGCAGCGAUCAACGAAGCGAAUACAUAA